Molecule: messenger RNA, 1890 nt
Organism: Exophiala mesophila
Lineage: Eukaryota; Fungi; Ascomycota; Eurotiomycetes; Chaetothyriales; Herpotrichiellaceae
Exons: 4
Coding region: 1-1890 (629 amino acids)
Biological process (GO): mRNA splicing, via spliceosome; regulation of alternative mRNA splicing, via spliceosome
Cellular component (GO): nucleoplasm
Molecular function (GO): mRNA binding; N6-methyladenosine-containing RNA reader activity
Source: RefSeq, a predicted model, not a curated record
AUGGCUGACGAGCCGCCACCUGGUCGAGUGAGGACCUCCGGCGAGAUUGGACAAGCAUCACAAGACCGAAAUAUUGCUGUAAACCAGGAUGACAACGCUCCACAGACUCAGCACUCGACCUCGGCAGAUUUCGAUCCCUAUACGAGACACCAGCAGACAAUUGCUGCUUACCAGUCCCCAGGCUCCUUCAACAUGUCGAAUGUCGGGGCAGCUUUACCGGACUAUCAUAGGAGAUCUUACGAGCCUCAGCAAUCAUUUCCUCAUCAAUUUCCUGCGCAAGCGUCCCAGAACCAACCCAUCAUAUAUCAUUACCAACAAAAUCCUCAAUUUUCACACCCACAGGCCACUUCCUACAAUCAAUCCUUUGUCCCACAUUACCCUCCUCAAUUCGCACACCCUCACCAGUCAAGACAACAACAAAUGACAUUUCCUCAAUUUAUGACCGGUCAAAUGGCUCCUCCUGCAUCUCAGAAUAUGAUGAAUCAGCCCAUGAUGCUCCAGCAGUCUAUGCCACAACAGCAUCACAUCCCAGGCCAGUUCUCCCAACCGCACGCUAAUCCUAUGUUUGCCGGGGCAUAUUCUGGUCGCAUGGGAGGCGCCUACCCAGGCCUGCCUAGUCUUCAUAUCGAUGGCAGUUUGAGUCAAUCUCAGGGCCAGAGUCACCUCACUUCGCAAAACACACGCGCCGUUAAGCGAACCUCUUCGAGCUCCUCUUUAAAGACCUCUGUACUUCGGGGCCCUCCACGGAAACCAAAGCAAUCUGGACAUGCUCUAUGGGUUGGCAAUUUGCCGCCUUCGACACAUAUUAUCGACCUCAAAGACCAUUUUUCCAACGAAGCGACCGACGAGAUCGAAUCCGUCUUUUUGAUCUCCAAGAGCAAUUGUGCAUUUGUGAAUUAUAAGACAGAGGCUAGCUGUACCGCAGCAAUGGCCCGAUUCCACGAUUCACGCUUCCAUGGGGUACGUUUGGUGUGUCGAUUACGACGGGGUAGCGUUUCUGCGACCGCCACAGCUUCGACAAACCCCACGGUCGAACCGAAGGCCGACACAGUAGACGCUGUACCCGACAAUGAUGAAAGCACCCCCCUAGUAGAUGAUACCCUGGAAGCUACACCCGAGCCGAAAGUGGCCGAGAAAGUCAAGGAGAAGUUUUUUGUGGUCAAGAGUCUCACAGCAGAAGACCUAGAGCGCAGCGUACAAAGUGGUAUUUGGGCCACCCAAGCUCACAACGAGGCUGCGCUCAAUGCUGCGUAUCAGGCUUCAGAGAAUGUAUAUCUCAUAUUUUCAGCCAACAAGUCCGGCGAAUAUUUUGGUUACGCGAGAAUGGAAUCAGCCAUUGAUGAUGAGUCGGCUGCGGAUAUCGGUUAUCAGCCUAGACCAGAAGCUCCGAGUCCCAGUCUCUCCGAUUUACCGGUGACGAUUUUUACUCCACCCACGUCUACCGCGCCACGGGGACGCAUUAUUGAUGAUUCAGCCCGAGGAACAAUCUUCUGGGAGGCUCUUGACAGUGUUUCUCCGGAGAAGGAGCUCGCUGCCGAAGACGAUCGAGAAAAUCUAUCCGGCGAAAAUGAAGAUUCCUCAACCCCCAGCCCUGGUGUGCCACAAACCUUUGGCAAACCGUUCAGAAUUAGAUGGAUGUCAACUGAACGUCUACCAUUCUACCGCACUAGAGGACUACGGAACCCUUGGAAUGCCAACCGCGAGGUGAAGAUUGCACGAGAUGGAACAGAAAUUGAGCCGAGUGUUGGUCGACGCUUAGCCAGCAUGUUCCAUCGACCACCAGGUCCAAAUACAACCCAACACACUUCUCGCCAACCUCCACAGCCCUCGGCAGGUCCUAGUGGCUAUCUUCCGUCGGCUCCUGCUGGAGGCUACGGCCGAAAUUACUAA